UCAGCACAACCAGGACUGGUCAGAAGCAGGUGGACCCAGUUACCUGCCCUGCGCUACCUGGAGCUACCUUCUAUCACCUUUAGCACCUCCUACCUCAGAACCCUGUUCCACGGUUCCACAGGCCUGGGGAUUCCCAGACAAGUCAUGGAGAAGGAGGAAGAAGAGGAAGAGAUCUUCACAGCCUGGCCUGCUGACGAUGAAGAGCCAGAAAGCCCAGAGGAGCUGGAUGAGGAGGAAGAAGAAGAAGAGGAAGAGGAGGCGGCGAGGAAGAGGAGCUUGGAUAUUCCCAGGCCGGGCCAACUAUUGGCCAAACGUAGGGCCUCUCUUCCAUGUCCGGCUCAGCUGAGCGUGAUGCACUUGACCCACCUGACCCAUCUGACCCGUCUGCACACAGCCACCAUGGCUCCUGCCCCAGCCCACCUUAGACACAGGUUAGACGGCAGUGAGCACCAUGACCAUUUCGGCGAAGAGGAUGAAGACAGACGUGUGUAUAAAAGACGACCCAGUACCAUCCCGACCAUACCUGAGGUUCUGGAGCCACCUGAGAGAAAGGCGCGGUUCAGGAGCCGCAAUGUCAUGUCACUUAGUGAUGCAGACAGUCUGUGUCUAAUUUGCCAUGAUGAUCUACGCAAAGGAGGAGGAUCCAUCAGAGAGCUGCACUGCUCACACAGUUUCCACACUGAGUGCAUAGAGGAAUGGCUGUGGACAAAGCAGACCUGCCCUACGUGUCGCAAACAAGUGGCCAUGCCAGAACCUCUGUACUGGACAUCCACUCGCGUCAAAGUGCCCUGAUCCAUCACAGUCACUGAAUUUUUUUACCCAUCUGAGAUUUCAUAGACAUGGAGAAAUUUGGAUUUUAAAGAAACUUUGUCAACUUUUGAUUACUUUUACACACUAGUGUUUGUGCCGAUCACUGACUGUCCAGUACACAUGUGGAUAUUUCUGCAUCUUCCUGUUGUAAUGGGAUUACUUUGGAAUUUAGUAGCCUAUAGUAGUGAAAAUGAUGCAGAUCAGAGAUGCAAAAUCACAAAUAAAAUAUUGACUAACUCAUGAACCAGAAAUCAGACCAUAACAUUUUAUAGCCAGUUCCAUUAUCUUCUAUUGCAAAUCGUUUGAAUUUAAUCCAUCAUAUGGAACAGUUUGUUUUUCUACGUUGUUUCUUGUAUGAUUGUAUGCAUAAAAUGUUUAAUCCAGUUGUUCAUGAGUUUCUGAAAUAAGA
Astyanax mexicanus (Mexican tetra) is the source of this 1219-nucleotide messenger RNA. RefSeq lists its product as uncharacterized. The transcript has 4 exons. Gene Ontology annotation, cellular component: cytoplasm. The record is from RefSeq and is a predicted model, not a curated record. Gene Ontology annotation, molecular function: ubiquitin protein ligase activity. Gene Ontology annotation, biological process: ubiquitin-dependent protein catabolic process. Lineage: Eukaryota; Metazoa; Chordata; Actinopteri; Characiformes; Acestrorhamphidae. Bases 145 to 792 code for a protein of 215 amino acids.